AUGUCUCGGAGCGACUUGAAUGGAGACUGUCUAGCUCCGUUCUACCAGGAAUCCCUUUUUGAUGACGGUGGAUUUAUCGGUGGACGUUUCUGCCAAACAGUAGGCAAUGUCUCCUGCUGCCUUCCAUGUCCGCAAGCGUCGUGGAUGUAUGGUGACGAUAUCCAGCAGCAAACGAGAAUCGCCAGCUGGGUUUCUGUCGCCGUAUUACCUCUUUGCAUAUUCCUGCUCGUUUCCUAUGCGGUAUUGCCGGCAAAGCGAACCCACCGUCACUACUUGAGCAUUUGCUUUACCCUUGGCAUUUGCUGCAUGCAGAUCGCAUUCAUCAUCCCCCUCGGUACGAAGCCGGACCAAUGUUACAAUGAGAUCACUCCCCAAGAUAUGUAUUCCAACCUGUCCUGCGCCUUUACUGGCGCAAUGCUCCUUUUUGGUGGAUGGGUAGUCGUGGUAUUCAGUUUUAUCCGCACCAUAGCCUUUCACCUUCAAGUUUGCUGGGAAGUGAUCCUUGGCCCUAAGUUCAUGUGGGGGUCGCUCAUUUGCGGCCUCGGAAUACCUAUCAUCGGAACAUCCAUAAUGCUCGUCUUGACGGGAGUAUCAUUCCGAUUCGGAGAGGUAUGCCAUAUCAAUAUUGAGAAGAGUCUCCAGGAUUACUGGAUACCUCUUAUCGCGUUUGCAGGCGCGUCUCUCGUUAUGCAGUUUACUACGAUGGGAUACUGCAUACAUAUCUAUGUCAAGUCUCUUUACGAUACCGCCAGCACUACCAACAGCUCCAACAUGGCAUCAUAUACGGCAAGUGCGACUACUUUGACUGCGCGCCAAGCAUACCGCCGUAUCCGCAAGAUCUUCAAAUUGCAAUGGAGAAGCAACCUUCUCGUUCUUGUUAUCCUCGCCAACGUCCUCAUUUUCGCUGUCAUCUUCAUCAAAGCAGAUAAAGACUUGAAAAUUACGGAAGAGAAUAUCAAGAAAGCAACCCCAUGGCUUGGAUGUCUCAUGCUUAAUAAAGGCGACAAGACGAAAUGCCUCGAUGAAGCCAAGAAAUUCGGCCCUAGAAAAGCAAAACUGUUGGCACUUCUGUUCCUUUUAACAUUAGUUGGGCUAUGGAACUUCUUACUCUUUGCGCGCCCAUCAAUGUUCCUUGGCUGGUGGGACCUAUUCCGCCCCAAAGAGCGUGCCCAGUUCGAGUUUGUCUCCGCUGACGCACGCAAAAACCGAGACGAAGUACACAGCUACGAGAUGCUCAGCAGCAAUGGAUUGCCAUCCUACAAGAGCCCGGAGCCAUUUGCGGAGCCGUAUGUGAGGCCAAUUCGCUCACCUAGCCCUGCGUACACGGCAAGGACAAUGAGUCCUGAUUUGAACAACCAUUACGGACGAGAAGCCCGAUACGUGAAGCCAUCUUUGAGCUUCUCCGGGCCGCGCCCCCCAAUCUCGCCGAAUCAACAAGGACGAGACUGGAACCCCGAGUCUACUUUUGCACCGGGCUACCCAUAUCAACCCCGAUGA
Molecule: messenger RNA, 1497 nt
Organism: Aspergillus versicolor CBS 583.65
Lineage: Eukaryota; Fungi; Ascomycota; Eurotiomycetes; Eurotiales; Aspergillaceae
Gene: gprM
Product: protein gprM
Exons: 3
Coding region: 1-1497 (498 amino acids)
Source: RefSeq, a predicted model, not a curated record